UGUAAUAAAUUCCCAAUUUCACCAUAUAGGAAAAAUUAAAAGGCCAAGAAACAAAACCACACCCACAAUCCAUUUCGUUAUCCACUCUUUCAUCAAAAACAAGAUUUUUGAAGCAAAAAAGAUUAAAACUUUAAGGAAUUGGAACCAAAAAUGGCAACAAUGGUGGCAGGUAUAAGCCUGAGAGGACCAGUGGUGAGUAGUCACAGGACAUUUUCAGUGGCAAAAAGGGCUUCUUUACCAAAGUUGAAACUGAGUUCAGAGUUGAGUUUUGUAACCUCCCAAUUGAGUGGUCUCAAGAUUUCAAGCACCCAUUUUAGCUCUUCAGCAGCUCCACUUUCUGUUCCUUUCAAGCCUUCUCUUCAACCUGUUGCUCGUAGAAUUUGCCCAUUCACUGGGAAGAAGUCCAACAGGGCAAACAAGGUCUCUCACUCAAACCACAAGACGAAAAAACUGCAAUUCGUUAACCUUCAAUACAAGAGGAUUUGGUGGGAGGCAGGCAAGCGCUAUGUGAAACUGAGGUUGUCAACAAAGGCCAUAAAAACCAUUGAGAAAAAUGGACUUGAUGCUGUAGCCAAGAAGGCUGGAAUUGAUCUUAGCAAGAAGUAGAACCUUGAACAUGAUAGCAUCUUUGUUUGUUCACUAAUUUUGAUGCCUCAAAAUAGUACUUAAUAUCUUUUGGCAUUGCUUGUUGAUUUAUUGAUUAUAUGCUUUUCAUAAUAUUACUUUCCAAGAAUAUCUUGAUCAAAA
Molecule: messenger RNA, 747 nt
Organism: Nicotiana attenuata
Lineage: Eukaryota; Viridiplantae; Streptophyta; Magnoliopsida; Solanales; Solanaceae
Product: 50S ribosomal protein L28, chloroplastic
Exons: 2
Coding region: 151-606 (151 amino acids)
Biological process (GO): translation
Cellular component (GO): ribosome
Molecular function (GO): structural constituent of ribosome
Source: RefSeq, a predicted model, not a curated record